Bipolaris maydis ATCC 48331 is the source of this 1137-nucleotide messenger RNA. RefSeq lists its product as uncharacterized. NCBI's taxonomy places the organism in Eukaryota, Fungi, Ascomycota, Dothideomycetes, Pleosporales, Pleosporaceae. The record is from RefSeq and is a predicted model, not a curated record.
AUGUCACUCUUGCCCACCCCCCACAAUUUGAUAAGAUCAUCAGAAUACCGCUUCACUCGCGUCACACCAGAUGAUCACAGUGCAACCAUUUGGAUUGUCUCGGUGCUAUCGGUGAUAUACGUUAUCCUGACACUGGCUGUUCGUCUUGGAUACACGAAACGGCGAGCACACGCCCUUGAUGAUAUUGUAAUCACUCUCGCACAUCUGACGGGCUUUGGCAUGUGGGUUUUACUGUUCAAAUCACUCGGGAGUGGACUCGGAAAAACUUUCAGCGUACUCAGUGACAUUGAAAUAUCUCAGGUACAGCAAUCCUUUUUCAAAAGCCGCAUUUUAUUGUAUGCUGCACUUGCCUUGUCAAAAUGCUCAAUGCUCGUUCUGAUCCGCGCUGUGUUCGCACGUAACAUCAAUGUCUCGCGCAUGUCUAUUGGUGGUUUACUUAUUGUCGCGAUGUGGGGUGCGUUUAGCAUGUCAGCAGUCCCGCUACAUUGCCCAGCCGAGCUUGCCAUACCAAAACGCGGGCAAGACCAUUGCGUGGACUUCAUCCCAUGGCUGCAGGCAGUCACUGUUGGUGACAUAAUUACCGAGAUCAUCAUCACAUCACUGCCGAUGCUAGGCCUCUACAACACACAACUACCUCUGAAAAGCAAAGCCGCCGUCAUGCUCGCCUUCUCCACGCGGAUACCCAACAUCGCCAUCUCCCUAUCCUACCUCAUCGCCUCGUCCACUUUCAUGACAAACAACCACCCACCCAUCGCCAUUAUCGCGACCGUAAUCUGGCAAAUCGUCCUCCUAUCCUACAACCUCAUGUCCGCCACCACCCCCCUCCUCCGCGGCUUCACCCAAGGCUUCAAGACAGCAGGAAUGUCGCUCUUCGACAUGCCCAACACUACUAGCGCCGCAGCAAGUGGAGCAACCCAAGACAGUGUUGAGCUGCGACUAGUCCCGCGACCCAAAAUGCUGCCACAGGACCUCGCCAUGUCGAUUAAUCGAACCGUAGUGCUUGGCGGUGAUGCGAAGCCUAAGUCGAGAGCAUGUGCAGGCAGACAUGGGUAUUAUGAUGAGGUAGCUUCGCUGGAUAGUUGUGCGUCAAGAUGCAUCAUGGUGAGGAGGGAGUGGGAGGUCUCGGAUGAGUCGUGA